Anisakis simplex (herring worm) is the source of this 357-nucleotide messenger RNA. The record is from the annotation of a GenBank genome assembly. NCBI's taxonomy places the organism in Eukaryota, Metazoa, Nematoda, Chromadorea, Rhabditida, Anisakidae.
AUGUACCUCGCAGAGAAGACCACGAUGGACGAGCCAACCAAACAAGCUUGGCUCGAGAUCGGAAAAGAAUUCGCAUGCGAGAUCAAUAAGUACGGUCGACCCACUGUUCGUGACCAUUGCAUGAGCUCGUUGGAGCAUAUCGCCAUCGGAGAUGAGGCACACCAGAAGCAGAACGGCGUUGAUCUUUACAAGCAUAUGUUCGAACAUUAUCCACACAUGAGAUCGGCAUUCAAGGGACGCGAGAACUACACGGCUGAGGACGUGCAAAAGGACGAGUUCUUCGUUAAACAAGGUCGGUUGCCUCCCCAUUCGCCAUCCUUCUGCCUUCGAACGUCUGAGGCCAGCAACGAGCUUUAG